Molecule: messenger RNA, 762 nt
Organism: Ambispora leptoticha
Lineage: Eukaryota; Fungi; Glomeromycota; Glomeromycetes; Archaeosporales; Ambisporaceae
Source: the annotation of a GenBank genome assembly
AUGCAAAGAUAUAUAGUAGCUAGUCGAAUAAAUGUUGCACCUGGUGUAGGUCAGGUCGCUAGAAGAGAAGAGACAUUUGGAUUGGUAAUAUCAUGUCUUGCAGGCCCUGCAUUGAAUUGGUAUAAUACCCGCAUUAAGGGCAAAAAUUGGAGAUGUAAUAAUCUCUCAGAUAACUUAGGUGCUGGAAAUGGUGGUAAUCAGAUUGGUGGUUUGAAUACUGCAAGAGAAUUUCGUAACAAAGCUGGAGCAGAAAUUGGUAGAAUUAGAGCAGGUGUUGCAACUGGUGCUGAUAUUAUUCCGAAUAGAACAUGGGAUGAAGACUGGUCUAUAGCCAGUGGUGAACCUACAGAUAAUGCACUAGUCGCACCAAAUGCUGGCAGAGGUUUUCCUGCUGUUACAAUUGCUCCUGGUAUUAAGCUUGGGCAACUCCUUUAUCUAUUUAGUACUUCUUAUACGAUGGUUAAACACUUAAAACAAAUGGCAGUUUUUGGUCAACUUAUGCAAAGAGAUAUGGGUGUUGAAGAGUUCUCCACUCGAAUCAAAAAGGUUGGUAAAUUGGCUGGAAUGUCACCUGAACAACAAAGAGAGCAAUUUAUUUGUGGCUUAAAUCCUAUGAACCAAUAUAAUAUUCGAAUGAUGGCUAAAUUUGAGGAUACUCAGGAAAAUAUCACAAGAGCCUUAGCUGAAGCGGAAAAAUUUACACUUUUUCAAAGAAAUGCACCAUCUUCUCUUCUUGUUUUUCCGGCAGCCAACCCUACAUAG